Rattus norvegicus (Norway rat) is the source of this 7708-nucleotide messenger RNA. The record is from RefSeq and is a predicted model, not a curated record. Lineage: Eukaryota; Metazoa; Chordata; Mammalia; Rodentia; Muridae.
UACUUCUAAUAUUCCUUACCAUGAAACUACAUUGGUACUAUUUUGAAAACUAUUUUUAUAUUAUUUUUAAUGUGUGUGAUGACUAACAUUGAUGGAUGUUUCUUUUUGAUUUUUUUUGAUGGUUAGGAAUCUUAAAGUAUUUCUAUGUAUAUGCUGGUGUCUUUGUACAUAUUUCUUGAAAGAUAAAACAUGCUUUGGGCAUAGUGAUAUUCACAUACCAAAUAUAUACAUGAAAUAUUCAAAUCAUAUGAGUAGGGAAGGAACAGUAAAAAAAAUUUAAAAAGAGAAUUUACUCCAUUAUUAUCAGAAAGAAUGUUAUUUGGAGAAAAAAAUGUUCAGAGACAUCUGGAAGUGUUCAGAGAGAAAAAGAAACAGACUUGGUAUGACCAAGACUGUUGGGUACAGAAUAGAGAAUAUCAGAGUGGAAAAAUGGUAAUGCCAGAAGAAAAACACUGCCUCCAUAAAGAGGAGGAAAUUCUAGAAUUUUCUUCUGCAUUGCUUUACUUUACAACACUGUAAUGUAUUUAUGCAAAAUCAGAGUUAUACAGCACACAAUGUCCAUGAAAAACGUUUUUGAUUGAUAGAGUUGUGCUAUCUUAAUUACUUCUGUGUAAUUACACAUAUCAGUGAAAAUACAGUUUGCAAAAGGCAUAAUUUAUUACUUUCAGUCAAAUUCCUUCACUUUAAACCAUAAGCCUUCUAAGUUUACAUUAUCUUUCUAUGAAUAUAAUGUAUAAAAUGCAUACUAUGUUAAUUAUGAGGAGUACAGAUUAAAUACCAGGUUGUUUCAUUCUGCAUGUUUUAUGUCUCUAGGGUUUACUAUAAAAAUUUUACGGUAUACUCAUAAGCGUGUAUCCUUUAUUGUAGGCCUCAGAGUUAGGAUAUGUGUAUAUAUAUAUAUCCAAAGGGUAGAAGGAGAUGAUAUGCAUGUGUCACAUUGUCAGAUAGACCAUGAGAUCUCUACUCUUAUAUCAUAAAAUACUGUCAGCCUGACUGGUACAGAGUCCUCAGACUUCAGUACUUGGUCUACUAAGUGCUGUAAGUAGUUUGUUAUUCAGUGUCUGAAAUGAAAAGAAAAAUUCACAUCCAUUGAACAUUCUCCAUUCCACAUCUCAUUGUAAAGUUAAUUUCGAUAACAAAUUUGAUUCUCAUGAUUGACUAAUAAAUAGUAUUAGGAAGUGGUCUGUCUUGAUUUGUUCAGAUCAUGUGAAGUAACUCUCAAUUCACUCGUGUCUUGAGAAGCUAUUUAUGUUAGGAAUAUUCCCUAACAAUUCCUUACAGAAAGAGAGUUAUCAUGUUGGGAGAAGAAUGAGUUGACCUAAACAGGAAAAAGGUUUCUGUAAACAUUCAAAAAUAUCUGUCCAGGUUAGAAGUGAGAAUUUUUUAUGCUCAAUCCAGUUUUUUGUGCACCAUGAUUACAAGGAUUUUUUUGUAACAGCUCAGACUGCAACCUAAAAUAUAAGAACUCCCUUGAUUUCUGCAUAUUGUUUUCCUCAAAAUUUAACAUUAUCAUGAUUAGACAGGAACAACACUCCAUGCAUCAUUUGCUUCCAUAUUUGUUAAACAUGGAACUGAAUUGUUCCUAUUUUUUUUUACCAUAACUUUACAUUAUUGUUGUGUGCAUAUGAGGACUGCAAUUGGCUGCUGUCUCUCUUUGACUCUGAUACUUGGGGAGACUAAGGGCUUUCUAACUAAAACACAUGGUGUCUCUCGACAUUUCUUGAAAGAAGUAACAUACGAUUCAAUUAAAAUUUUAUUCACUUAAGUAAAUGUACAUUUAAGUAUUCAAAUAGUGUGUGUAAGACACAGUAGAGAAACUGUCAAAUGAGUAGUCAAUAUAUUAAUAGAAGGAAAGCUAUGAUAAUUGACGAGAGAGCACAAAUAUACAGAGCUCAGGGCAGAGAGAAAAACAACUUUAUGUGACCGAGUCUGUCUAGUAGAGAAGGGAGAAAAUCAUGAGAAAAAUUGAAAGUAGCUGGGCCAGAAUAAAGUUCGCCUUCAUGAGGAAUAAUGUUCUAGAACGUUUUGAGAGUUUCCAUGCUGUAGAAUAGACAGGAAGGUAUGGAAAGGGAAAGAUAUCUAGAUGGAAGAUUGAGUCUAGCAUUUAGACAUCUAAAAUCUUUGAGAAAUAACUAGUUAAAUAAUUAACUAAAAACUAUAUUCCCCACAUUUAUUUAUGUAAUGUAUAAAUGGUAAUUUGUGGCAUGUAAAUACAUAGAUUUCUUUGUGAUAUUCUCUUAUGUAACAUACUUCAAAUUAUCAGUCAUUUAAAAUCAGAAUUAAGUAGCAGCAAAUCUUUACAAAGAAAUUUAAUUUGAUAGAAUUUUGCUCUUAAUAAGUACUGAAUUAUUACAAAUACCAGUUAAACCAUAUAGUUUGCAGAUUGAAUAAUUUAUUGCUAUCAUCACAAUUUUAACUAUUUAAAAGGAUGGUUACAGUUCCUUGGUACACUAAUUACACAAUUAAUUCUGAGAUUUAUAGAAUAUGUCCCAGGUUGUUUCAAUCACAUUUCUUUGUCUCUAGGCUUUACUCUAUAAAGUUUACUUUAUAAUAAUAACUGGGUGUCCUCAAAGCUGUCUGGCUUUGGUGUGUGAUGAUUUCUGAGUCUAUGUCAGUAAAGCCCAUUCUAUGUUAAAGUUCCUUGUGAGUUUGUUUCUAUUCAGCUCUGAGUUUUACAGUGUUAAUGAAGUUUCCAUAGUACCUUUUUCACAUGGAACCUUGACAGACUGAAAAAAUAAGAAUUCACAAUCUUUGUGGUAGCAUAUGCAUUUCACAAUAUUUACACCAAUAUUCCUCUUAUUAUACAUAUAUCUUCAUCUAUCUAUCUAUCUAUCUAUCUAUCUAUCUAUCUAUCUAUCUAUCUAUCUAUCUAUCUAUCGAUCUAUGUAUCUGUCUUCUAUCUCAUUUAUAUCACACAGCUAUAUCUACAUCUUCAUGUAUACUGAUAGUUGUGAAAAUGUCAUUCAUUACAAACAAUUGUGCUUCCACCUAUGUUCAAAAAUAAUGUUUUAAAGCCACAGGGAGAGAAAAUAAACUGCACAUGCCACUCUUGCCCAAUGGCAUGAGCCUUAGAAUCUUGACAUCACAAUGUCCUUCAGCCUGACAACUACAGAAUCCUCCGACUUCAGUAGCUUACUGGCCACUGAAGGCACCAGUUCGGUGUUUAGAGGCAGGAAGGCGAACGAAAAUUUCACUUUCUUUGAUAAGUUCUUCACUGCAGGCUCUACGAAAAAGAAUGAGCAGGGCCCAGUAAAGAAAACAACAAAACAGAAAGCCACUGCAUUAUUACAGGUGGUGAUCUUUAUCAGGAGAAUUCAUUUUUUUCAACAUGGAAACUAUUGAGUCAGAAGAGGUGGGAGGAGUACAGCAACACGUGGUUUGCCAAGGCCCCGUGAUACUUAAAAGAGGCUGGAAAAGUAAUAAACGAUAUCUUAUCUUGCUCAAUAAUCUUUUGAUUGUGUCUAAUAGACAGAAAAGGAAAAAGUUUAAGAUAAAACAUGUCAUUCCAUUGACUCACCUGUGGCUUGGUGAUGAAGUGGACAUAUUCAGGACAGACAACAGCUCUGCUUCCAGGUCCAUUUACCUAUACUGGCCAAUGGGAAAUGCUGUGGCAACCUUUCGUUCCAUGGAACAGACUAUUUGGUGGUACUUCUUUUUACAAAGAUCCAUUCGUGAAGUCAAGAAGCAGAACAAAAUAGAUCUGUCCAUGCAGAUACUCACCGAAGACAUUGCAUGCUCUGACACUCCUCUAUAUGUACCAGCAACAAACUUCGAUACGGGGAAUGACAUAAUCAGCAAGUUACUACCAAUGAUGACAAAACAUAACAUUGAAGAUUAUCAGCUGUGGUUCUGCCCUGGCCAUGGGAAAGCUCCAAGACCACUCCAAGGGCAUGAGUAUCCACAUGACAUUAUGAUGAUAAAUGUUCAAAAGAACUUCCGUCCACAAGAAUUAAGAAAUUUUACAAGUAUAAAUUCCUUACCUCAGCUGUUCAAGAAAUAUCUAACAUCUGAUGCACAGGGGCAAUUCAUCUUAAAGCCCAGAGACUCAGAAAGAAUCCUGCAGGAAAAAAAUAUAAAUGGAAAAACUCUUAAGAAACCAAAAACUUCUAUAACAUCGUGGUGGCACAGGUACUCUGUGCGCCACCAGGACCAAGUAUGCAGUAGCCCACGAGUUAAUAAGGGAGGAAAACUGUUUGGAAGAGAACUCAGUUCCAUUUGUCAUGAUAACAAACUGCCCUCAGCAAUUCUGGACAUGCUGUCCCUACUAAAAAGGAAAGGGCCCACAACCAAGGGUGUCUUUACAGUAUCUCCAAGUGUAACCCUGCGCCAAACAGUAAAGGACAAAUUGGAUUCAGACGAAGAGGUGGAUAUGAACAAGCAAUCUGUGCAUGUAGUGGCCUGGAUCUUUAAGGACUUCCUACAAAACAUUGAAGGAAGUCUGAUGACUUCAAAGCUCUAUGAUGAAUGGAUUUCUGUAACCGAAAAGAUCAACGAGGAAGAGAAAUUAGCAGCAGUGCAGAGUCUUUUAGAAAAACUGCCAACUGCAAAUGCUGCUCUGCUGGGGCAACUUUUUCAAAUUUUAUUUGAAGUUAAAAGUAAUUCUUCGGUUAAUGGAAUGUCUUCUUACCAACUAUCUUGUGGGAUAGCCCCAUGUCUCUUAUUCAUGCCCAGCUCCUGUAAUAAUGGGGGGACAAAUGACAUUGCUAAAAAGAUAUCUCUGACAACAUUUAUGAUUGAAAAUGCUCGAAAACUAUUCGGGGAGGACUUGGUUGAGGUUUGGUAUGAAACAUCUCUAUUUCAUCCUCCCGGAGAGAAGUCCUCACGUUCCCAGAAUACUGCAACAAACACCAGCACCAUGAAGGAAGUAGAACGUGGACACAGCAGCUGCCCCAGUGGCAAGACAUGUACUCAUGGCUAUGAUGCACUGCCGAGAAGUGCAGCUGAUCAUCAUCCCUAUGAGGGCAUUACGGAUUCAGAGAAACACAAAGGCAGUAGUAUAUAUGCCAGCCCACCAGUACCUUAUCAAAAUCUACCACAUCCAAAAAAGAAAUGUUAUUUUGGGAAAUCUCUUACCAGUAUUUUUGAAGACAAAAAGAUGUCUGGUCUAAUAAUCGAUAUGCUGUCCAUAAUUGCCGAAAAAGGGCAAGACUCAGAUGACAUUUUCAAAAUUAUACCUGAAAAUUCACACUAUUCCUUGAGGAAUAGGAUUGACAAUAAACAAUACAUAAAUUGGAAUCAAGAAAACGUGAUAAUUAUAGCAUCCGUUUUAACGGACUUUAUUAGAAGCAUUGAUGGAAGCUUGCUGACAUCUGAUUUAUAUGAAAAUUGGCUUAGCGUCCUAGAUGAAGGAACUGUGAUUGAAAAAGUUAUUGCCAUCCAAAGCCUUUUACUAAAGAUUCCAACAGAAAACCUUAUACUACUAAACCAUCUCAUUUCUGUAUUAGCAAUAAUAAAAGAUUCAUCCAUGAAUAAUUUAGACAGUGACAAAUUAGCUCUCCGCAUAGCUCCUUAUCUGCUAAGGGAUGAGACUACAAGGAACUCACCGUUUUUGCAGGACAUCUCAAGAAAGACGUUGCUUAUACAAGUCAUGAUUGACAACUAUCUGCUAAUAUUUGGAAAUGAUAAAACGUAUUUAAAAAAAACUGACAAAAGAGUAGAUGGACUAAAAACCUCUACACAUUCUAUAAAGUCUGCAGAGAAAUCACCUAUUAUGAAAGAAGCCAUAGGUGGACACAAUGAGAAAUCCUGGAAUGAUGAAAAAUUAAAUAUUUCACAUGCUCCUCUGAAAAAGGGAGGUUCUACAGAUUCAGAGAAACAACAAGGCAGUAGUGUAUAUGCCAGCCCACCAGGACCUUCCAUAAAUCCACCACAAACAACAAAGAAAUGCUUGUUUGGAAAAACUCUUAGGAGUAUUUUUGAAGACGAAAAGGUGUCUGGUCUAAUAUUUGAUAUGAUGUCCAUAAUUGCCGAAAAAGGGCAAGACUCAGAUGACAUUUUCAAGAUUAUACCUGAAAAUUCACACUGGUCCUUGAGGAAUAAGAUUGACAGUGAACAAUACAUAAAUUGGAAUCAAGAAAGUGUGAUAAUUAUAGCAUCCGUUUUAAUGAACUUUAUUAGAAGCAUUGAUGGAAGCUUGCUGACAUCUGAUUUAUAUGAAAAUUGGUUUAGCGUCCUAGAUGAAGGAACUGUGAUUGAAAAAGUUAUUGCCAUCCAAAGUCUUUUAGUAAAGAUCCCACCAGAAAACCUUACACUACUAUACCAUCUCAUUUCUGUAUUAGCAAUAAUAAAAGAUUCAUCCAUGAAUAAUUUAGACAGUGACAGAUUAGCUCUCCGCAUAGCUCCUUACCUGCUAAGGGAUGAGACUACAAGGAACUCACCGUUUUUGCAGGAUAUCUCAAGAAAGAUGUCUAUUAUACAAAUUAUGAUUGACAACUAUCUGCUAAUAUUUGGAAAUUAUCCAACAUAUGGUAAACACAUUGACAAAAGGUCUGAUGGAUUAAAGACCUCUACAGAUUCCAUAAAGUUUGCCGACAAAUCACCUAUUAUUGAAGAAUUCAUAGUUGGAAUCAAUGGGAAAUCCUGUGAUAAUGAUGAAAAUUUCAAUAUUUCAUAUGCUGCUCUGAAAAAGGAAGGUCCUACAGAUUCAGAGAAACAACAAGGCAGUAGUGUAUGUGCAAGCCCACCAGGACCGCCCAUAAAUCCACCACAAACAACAAAGAAAUGCUUGUUUGGCAAAACUCUUAGGAGUAUUUUUGAAGACAAAAAGGUGUCUGGUCUAAUACUUGAUAUGUUGUCCAUAAUUGCCAAAAAAGGGCAAGAAUCGGAUGAUUUAUUCAAAAUUGUACAUGAAAAUUCACACUUUUCCUUAAGGAACAGGAUUGACAGUGAACAAUGCAUUGACUGGAAUGUAGAAAGCGUCCUAGAUAUAGCAUCCGUUUUCAAGGACUUUAUUAAAAACAUAGAUGGAAGCUUGCUGACAUCUGAUUUAUAUGAAAAUUGGCUUAGCGUCAUGGAUGAAGGGACUGUGGCUGGAAGAAUUACUGCCAUCCAAAGACUUUUACUAAGGAUCCCACAAGAAAAUUUUAGUGUACUAAACCAUCUCAUUUCUGUAUUAGUAAUAAUCAAAGACUCAUCCAUGAAUAAUUUAAACAGUAAGAGAUUAUCUAUCCGCAUAGCUCCUUAUGCGCUUUGGGAUCGGACUAGAAGGGGAUCAUUGUUUGGGAGUGAUAUGUCAAUAAAGAUAUCUCUUAUGCAAAUCAUGAUUGACAACUAUAUUCCAAUAUUUGAAAAUUAUAAUAAAUAUUGCUCUGAUGGACUAAAGACAUCUGCUGAUUUCAUAAAUUCUUCAGGAAAAUCACCUAUUAUGAAAGAAGUCAUAGGUGACCACAAUGGGAAAACCUGUGAUGAUGAAGAAUUUGAUAUUUCAUAUACUAUCCUGUAGGAGGAAAGUCCUAUAGGACAGAACAGAACAACCACCACAUAUAAGUGGUAGAGUAUGACUGAAGACGUUCUAAGGUCAUUCUAUUCUUAUGUUCCUGUCUACCUCCCACUAAAUCAUAGCAGAAGAUAUUAUUACAAGAUCCUACUUCUGCUUUAUAUUUCACCAUAUUAGUUACAAAUAGUUUCCCUAAUUAUUCUUAUUAUAUGCUGUAGUUUAUAUAUUUGCUAUUAUAAUAAAUUUUAUUAAAUUGUGUUAUUGCUUACACUA